Messenger RNA from Brassicogethes aeneus, 1419 nucleotides. The record is from the annotation of a GenBank genome assembly. NCBI's taxonomy places the organism in Eukaryota, Metazoa, Arthropoda, Insecta, Coleoptera, Nitidulidae.
AUGGAAUUAUUUGGUAUAAUAAUAACAAUAUUUUCUAUUUUAAUAACAUUUUCGAAAAGUGCCCCCUUAAAUAAAACAGAUUUAGACGACUUCGUGAAAUUUUUUUACGAAAAAAAAAUCAAAAGCAAAAUCGAGAGUGACCUACGCGAAUUUUUAACCCAAAAUAACGACGAUAUUUACGAAAAUAUGCAAGGCGAUCAACCGGCUACAGAUCAGCGAAAUACGCAGGACAUUUUAACGAAAAACAACUCUUUUGACGAUGAUGCCAUCAGAAAAUACAUACGAAACAGCCAUAGAGAAAGAGAUGGGGAUCUAAGGGUUAAAGAAAACUGGAUUAAACAAUUAAAACUUAGAAUUUUGAACAAUAUUGGUAGAGGUAAUUCCACUAAUUUAAUGCAAAAUGAAGAUACUAAUAUUCCAGUGAAUGAGUCACAGUAUGACCCUGGAUACAAUAAUAAUAUGACCGCAGUUGAUGAAGACAAUAUAACAGAAAAAAUAAGAAGCUUUUACCCAUCUUGUGACGUACCUCAGAAUACUGACCAGGACAUUUGGAAGGACGACAACCUGAUGAACUUAUAUUUUAAUUUCGACUAUUCAAACUAUGAACAAAAUUCCAAAAUAGCAACAGCAACAUUGAGACUCUAUAGAAUACCUUUCGAAAAUUCAACGAAAUUAACAUUGAAAAAUGACUGUGACAAUUCCAGUUCUACAGAGGACGAAAAAUUAAGGGUGUCCAUUUAUUGGUACACCAAAUCCUUGAAGAAAAGAAGAGUUAAAAGACGUCUUUCCGAUAGCAAAGUAAUUUCGGAUUCCGCACUUUGGGUGGAAUUGGACGUUAAACCGGCAACAAAGGCAUGGGGGAAGGGGAAAAAUUUGGGGUUAGGAGUUUUGGUGGAAGAUCAAGACGGUACCAACCUAAAGGCGGAAAAAUACUUCAAAGGACCAGAAUGCACGGUUGGCAUGCCUACUCCCAAACCAAUUCCCACCAUCAUCGUCGAUGCCUUCAGGAAAAACGGCGCAAACUCAAACCAAUUAUUCAAUGUAUCUAGAAACGUUUCGAAUCCAGCCUUUUCUAGUGAUUUACAGCUGCUACCAACAAUAGAUAUUUGCACACUGGGAUUCCCCGAAAAUCAGUCGAUGCCUUUCUCCCAAAUCGCGAAUCUCCGUAUCAACGCCUGUGACUUAAAAAAAUUUCAAGAACAGUCCGAAAAACUAGCGGAAAAGGAAAAGUUAGAGAGGUUGGUUUCUUUAACAUUACCCUCCAACAGGCAUAUAAGGCAUCAGCGACAACACCAUCUACAAAAUAAACCCCACGCGGAAAACACAGAAACCAACUUUGACCCCAGAUCGAGGGUCAUAAACUCCAGAGUCAUAAUGACCAAUGAGGAGGUAUUCAACCUAACUAAACUGCAAAUGUAA